Penaeus monodon (black tiger shrimp) is the source of this 1575-nucleotide messenger RNA. Its product is annotated as ankyrin repeat domain-containing protein 27-like. The coding region runs from base 113 to 1534 and encodes 473 amino acids. The record is from RefSeq and is a predicted model, not a curated record. Gene Ontology annotation, biological process: early endosome to late endosome transport; neuron projection morphogenesis. Gene Ontology annotation, cellular component: late endosome; early endosome; transport vesicle. The transcript has a single exon. NCBI's taxonomy places the organism in Eukaryota, Metazoa, Arthropoda, Malacostraca, Decapoda, Penaeidae. Gene Ontology annotation, molecular function: SNARE binding; guanyl-nucleotide exchange factor activity.
CCUGUUCUAAAGAGCAUGGAGGAGGCCUUAGGGUACAAUGGGGUGGACCCCACGGCACGGUACUUUGAGUGCAUUCGUCUCGGCAAAGUGGAGGAUGUGAAGGAUAUUCUUGAUGGGAAGUACAGACCCUUUUGAGAGCAGUAUCGAGAAGGAGCCAUGCCUUGUUGAGGCUGAUGCGCAGCUGUGCCAUCCACUGUGUUCUUGUGAUAAGUGUGAGCGAAUAGUGUCAAAACCCAAGAAAGAUCUGAUGCCCACAAUUCAUACGAGGGACGAGAGGGGUUACACAGGACUUCAUGUUGCUUGCAUUUUUGGCAGGCCGACGGUGGUGGAAUUGUUAGUGAGUCUCGGUGCAGAUCUAACGGCCACUGAUUUCCGCGGGGCGACUCCCCUCCAUUAUGCUGCACAGCGAGGCCACCAGAAUGCCCUGUUACUGUUGUUACAUGCUGGUGCUGAUAUGAAUAAGUGUGAUAGUGACUCUAAUACCCCUUUGCAUUUGUGUUCACUAAAUGGUCAUGUUACGUGUGUUAAGGCGUUACUCUUUUAUGCUGAAUCUAUAGGCUGUGAAAUAGCAAUUAAUGCCCAGAAUAAUGUGCUAGACACCCCUCUGCAUCUAGCCAGUAGAUGGGGUUAUUCUGCCAUUGUAGAGUUGCUCCUGGAUCGCAUGCUGAUGCUGGGAUUAAGUCUAAAGGUUCUAAAUAACAGAAAAUUAACCCCUAUCGAGUGUGCACAUAAUCUACACAUUGCUAGGAUGAUACUGGAUGCCAAGAUGAAGAAUGAUGAGAGAAGACUCCAGGGAUUUGUCAGAGUGGAUACUGAAUGUGCUAGUCCACCCACGCACGCAUCUCAGACAAGAUCACUUGAUUUUGAAAGAGGUCUCGAAAGUGCCCAGAGGAGGCUCUUUUCUCCAGAUAAUCCAAAUGAAAUAAAGCAGGUAGAGAGACUGCUCAAAGUGGUAGCAGUAGGUGAUGUGAAAUUAGCUUGCUUUUACAUGAAUAUUGAGGAAGAAAUAAAUCCUGGUCAGGAAGUGUCUGCUCCAAAAGCACUCUGUCACCCUCUGUGCCAGUGUUCUGAAUGUGCACCAAAAUCUCAUCACAAUCAGGAAAAUCCAAACUCGUUUAAAGCAACGUCAAUAAACGCCUGCAACAGUGAUGGCUAUACACCUCUUCACAUAGCAGUAUUGCAUGGUCAUGUCCACAUGGCCAAGGUGCUAGUGGCACAGGGAGCGGACACAAACCUACAAACGCGCAGCAAGAAACUAACAGCUCUGCACAUCGCUGCCCAGAACUGCAAUCUGCCACUGAUGGAAGUGUUAGUGAGUCACGGAGCGCAGGUUGAUCUGAAAGAUAUAUGUGGUAAUUCCGCGCUGCACUACUGUAGCCUAAAGGGCUUUACCCAGGGAGUCGCCCUUUUGUUGCAGUGGAAAGCUUCCAAGGAUAUCACCAACCUCUCUCACAACACUCCUGCGCAGGAGGCAGAAGAGCGAGGCCACUGGAACAUCGUUGAAAUGAUUUUCGGCAAAACUGUGCCGAACUAAUGGAACUUUAGACUACACAAUGAAAUAAUAAUAAAAAAAAA